AUGUUUCAGACCACGCUUGCAUGGAUGGAACGAAUACUAUCCCGCAAACAGGAGUUGGAUGAUCAAAUUGAGGAUAUGGUUGAGGUUGACAAAAUAUCUUUCACAAGUUUUGCAAGCUCCGACGAUGGCGACCUUCGAAUGUCUGUCCAACAAAGCCCUAUUCCGUCUAAUUUUUCCGAUUUUAAGACGGCAUCUGAGCUUUCCCUCCACUGCCAGCAUAGGUAUGUUAUUGCAGUUAAAUGUCCUGAUUCGGAAGAUGAAUCAGCGAGUAACAGCCCUUCGUGCUCAAGAGUUGAUACGUCCUAUCCUAUCCCUACACCAUCCUGCUCAACAGUGGACCACGAUAUUGUCUCUGAUUCAGUUCCAAAAACGUGCCCAAUCUCCUCAUCUUUCUGCAUUGAUCACGGAUGGAUAAAUAAUCUCUAUAUUACUAACGAAUUGCCACCAUUACCAGAAUUUGUUUCUGAUGAGCCGUAUUGGAGGGAAAUGGAGCGGGAAUUCAUAGGUCUUCGUCUGCGUGAUGCAAAUGUGUCGAAGGACCUGGAAGAGUCAAAUACGUAUAUGUAUUCGCUUCGUCUUACACUGGCUGCAAUGGAGGAGGCGCGAUGGUUAAAUGACGUGUCGAAGGAUCCUGAGUUGUCUCGCUUGGUUCACGAGUAUAUUGACCCGCAAUUUCCCAUUGCUGUGAAUCGCAUACCUGAAAGUCUGGGAAGCGAUGGAUCCUCUACUAUCGAUAUCAAUGGAGCAAGUGGAGACUGCCCUUCUGACAUAUUAUGCCCAACGUUUGAGAUUAAGGACGAUAUCUCCGCCAAACCGGCGUUCUUCAGAAGCAUGAGAAGACCAUCUCGACGUUUACGGAUUGCGCACAAUACGGUAACAGGUUCGCCUUCCAGGAAACCUGAACCAACGUGGAGUGAAGUGGCCUCUGCUGCACUUGAGAGUUUCACGAAUAGAGAAACUUUACGUGAUGAGCGAGUCUCUCAGUGGAUGGAUGAGCUUGUUCGAAGCACGGACAGGCUUCUGUCGUUGCCAGUACCUCACAGAGCACCAGUGAGGAAACGUUUAUGCAGGCGGAUGUCUUCUCGAUCUAGUGUAGAAUCUGACUGGACUCCUCCGAGAGAAUCAUGGAUUUAUACGCUUUGGAAAUCUGAGAGAUACUGUGAUUAUUUCGGGAAAGUUUUCUGUCAAUGCUGUCACCAAGGUUCAAAAUCAAUAAUUCCCGCUAGAAUAUUGCAUACGUGGAAUUUUAAUGAAUUUCCUGUCUGUGAUCUUGCCUUACACUUUUUGUUAGAAGUUCGUGAUGUGCCUGCAAUUCACGUAAACGUUGUAGCUCCACAAAUGGUUGAAAAAAUACGGGUCCUCAAACAUGUGAUUGUGUUACGAGAGAAACUUUCAUAUAUGUGGGAUUUUGUGAAAGGAUGCCCUGAUGCAGAGAAUACAGAGACGAAGAUUGGGCAUUUACGCCUCGAAAUUAUUCGAUCCUCCGAAUAUGUAGUCUUCGCAAUCACUGUUUUCGACCUCGUUGGAACAGCCAUCUACUGCGACUCGCGCAGCGACCUAUUUUCUCUGUCAGAUCUUAUACGGGUUCACAAUAAAGACAUGAGCUCACAUCUUGAACCGAUAGCCCACUUUGCUAGAUGUCAUAUCGAGGCUUGUGAGCACUGCCGCCAGUUCGCUGCCACCUGUGUCUACUGUGAAGACGAUAAAGAGCUGCUGUUUCCAUUUCAAAUGGAAAAAGUCCAUAAGUGUGCUUCUUGUGCUUCACUUUCGCACAUCAAGUGCCAGACGAAGUUCAGACGAAAAGUGGCAUGUCAAAGUGGUUGUAAGAGGUGCCUAAAGGUAGAUAAAGACAGGCAGCCCGUGCUAGUUUAG
This is a messenger RNA of Ostertagia ostertagi, 1872 nucleotides long. The record is from the annotation of a GenBank genome assembly. Lineage: Eukaryota; Metazoa; Nematoda; Chromadorea; Rhabditida; Trichostrongylidae.